AUGGAGGAGGCGACUGGAGAUUAUUUGGAGUCGGAGCCGGAUGCGGUGUUUCCUCCUGACUGUUCUGAAUCCAACGAGACAUUCUCACGCGUUCAGCUACUAUACUCGCAGCACAUAAUUGCAUGGCCAAAUUUCUCGGAAUGCUUGCCGCACUGUGGGAUGUGCCAAGUGUUUGCUUCCGAUCCCACUUAUAUUGUUUAUAAUUUAUUGCUCAUUGGCUUCUUCCUUCCGCUGAUUGGCUUGUGCGGUCUUAUUGGCAAUGGUUUGAGUGCUUUCAUCUAUUAUCGACCUGAGAUGCGUUCAUCAACCAAUCUAUACUUGUGCGCUCUGGGAUGCAGCGAUAGUGCUGUCAUAUGUACAGCAAUAUUUUUAUUUUGCAUUGAUAGUAUUAGGCGCUAUUCGCUGCAUUUGUCGCUAGUUUUUGGCGCUCUAUCACCGAUUGUCUAUCCGGCAGGCAUGACCGCUCAAACGUGCUCCGUUUAUUUCACUUUGGUGGCUGCCGCCGAUUGUUUCGUUCAAGUAAGAUCAAGUAUCUUUUCUAAUCAACUUUCCAAAAAAAAUCGCCUUUAUUUCAGUACAUCUGCUUUUUCAGGUCUCAGCCUGUUCUAA
Gongylonema pulchrum is the source of this 609-nucleotide messenger RNA. The record is from the annotation of a GenBank genome assembly. NCBI's taxonomy places the organism in Eukaryota, Metazoa, Nematoda, Chromadorea, Rhabditida, Gongylonematidae.